Messenger RNA from Labeo rohita (rohu), 1400 nucleotides. RefSeq names its product family with sequence similarity 167 member Ab (gene fam167ab). Lineage: Eukaryota; Metazoa; Chordata; Actinopteri; Cypriniformes; Cyprinidae. The coding region runs from base 249 to 851 and encodes 200 amino acids. The transcript has 3 exons. The record is from RefSeq and is a predicted model, not a curated record.
UCUCAUUCAAGAAACAAGUGUGGAGUAAAAGCAGUGUUGUUGUGCUCUCCAGUACAGCAAGACGCGAGGAGUACAAGUGCCUGACAAACUACUAUGAAGCCCCACAGAUGCACCAUCCUGGUUACUGCAAGCAAAUCCAAAGGUCUACUGUAUCUUUAUUGAUCAAACAAGGCAAUGAGAUCAUCUGACCACUUAAAUUGACUUUCACUGUUUAUUUUUGGAGACACUAACCACUUCCUCAAAAGGCCAUGGAUGCCAGCUCGAUACCUCAGAUUAAUAUAGAGGACUAUGAUGGCCUUGAGGUUGCCCCAGAUGAUCAUUUGAGAAACUUGAAAGCAUUGACUGAGAAGCUCAGACUUGAGACCAGAAGGCCGUCCUAUCUUGAAUGGAAGGAACGAGUGGAAGCUCAAAGCUCCAAAGGCUUAGCCGUGUCAGAGGACUCAUCAGAGCUGGAGAAGGAUGCUGGACUGAAGGCCAACGUCACACCACAGAAUUCCCAAGUGAUUGCAGGAAAUGCCCUGAUUUCUAGAAGCCUUGGAGGAUUUGAUAAUAUCGACGAAGCUCUGGUUUGGCUUAGAAAAGAACUGAUGGAGAUGCGCAUCCAGGACCAGCAGUUGGCCCGCCAACUUAUGCGACUACGCGGUGACAUCAACAAACUCAAAGUGGAGCAGACGUGUCACCUGCAUCGCCGGAUGCUCAACGACGCAACCUUUGGACUGGAGGAGCGUGACGAGCUGUCGGAUCUUUUGUGUGAUGGACCCGUCACUCCAGGAUUUGGCCUCUCUUCACCACUGCGCCUCAUUGGUGUCACCAAGAUGAACAUCAACUCUAGACGCUUUUCCCUUUGCUAGCCAUAUAACGAGUGACCCAACUGCAAAAAAAAAAGAAUCAGUGAAUCAUUGUAUAAUACAAAAUGGCCUACUUUGGUAGUCAGGGUUGAAGUAAAUAAUCUUAGACAACGGUUCAGUGGUGGAACGCAUGAGAACUGUUGUCACAGAACAUCCUGUGCCUCUUACUCUAUGUACUUGUGCCAGUCAAUCUUUUCAGUUAAUCAAAUGAACAAUAGACAAUGACUUCUAAAAAAUGUCUGAUCUGCUAGCCAUGGCUGUAUGCCUUAGAUACAGUCCUUGUUGUGGUCAUGAGAUAUCAACUGAUGUUACUUACCACACACAUGCUCUGUUUCAAACCCUUGUAAACUAUCAAAUGCACCAUUUGACGUGAAGAAUGUUCCAAAAUAGGCAUCUUAAUUAUAGUGCCUCCCAACACUCCUUGUUUUAGCCAAAUUCUAAGGCGGGAUUCACGGUGAAAGCAAUCCCAUGAUGGAUUGCGAUAAGCUUAGUGAAGACUGUGGACAAGGCAUUAAGAAAUGUUGAUUAUUAAUAAACUUACAUAUCAUGUAA